This is a messenger RNA of Aspergillus wentii DTO 134E9, 1095 nucleotides long. RefSeq lists its product as uncharacterized. The record is from RefSeq and is a predicted model, not a curated record. The transcript is spliced from 2 exons. Bases 1 to 1095 code for a protein of 364 amino acids. NCBI's taxonomy places the organism in Eukaryota, Fungi, Ascomycota, Eurotiomycetes, Eurotiales, Aspergillaceae.
AUGAUGCUCCCCAUUCUCCUCACCUCCCUGCUGGGCCUCACCUCCGCCCUCACCCUGGACGAUCUGUAUCUCAACAACGCCCCCUCGUCGCCCCGUCCCUAUGUCAUCCCGCAUUAUGCCGACACGCACGCCGUCACCGUCGGCAGCCAGCUCUACCGCUUCACCGUGACCGGUCCCUCGUCCGACUAUGCCUUUACGCUCAUGGGCACCAACGCCCCCGGCAGCAACGCGCUGGGUGUCCUCCCGCACAUCCACCAGAAGCACUACGAGAACUUUUACAACCUCAAGGGCCGCUUCCAGCUGUGGGCGCAAAAGGACGACGGCGAGCAGAAGGGCCGCCUCUUGACGCAGGGCGACUAUGGCUCUGUCCCGCGUAACACCACGCAUACCUUUCAGAUUCUCGAUCCGGAUACCGAGAUGGUUGGCGUGAUUUUCCCCGGUGGAUUCGAGGACCUCUUCUACGCCCUCGGCACCAAUUGGACCUCCUCCACCAACACCCCCUACAACCCCGCCUCCACCAACGACUCGUCCUCCGGCGGCUCUUCGUCCAGCGUCAUCUCCAGCCUCCAAAAGUUCGACGUCUACGCCCAGCUCGACUUCAACCCCCGCCGCGACUUCACCAACGGCUCCGCCCCGUCAAGCACCUGGCACACCGAGUCCAGCGCCCUCGGCACCCCCGGGGAACCCUACUUCAUCGCCAACAACUACGGGCCCAAGUACCUCAACUCGGCGCACGGGUACCAGAUUGUGCAGCCGCUGGUUGCGCCCGCGCAGGCGCAGGACGUCAACUUCACCAUCUCCACGAUCUCGAUCAACCGGGUGCGCAAGGGGGCGACUCCGCCGGUGUGGACGCCUGAGGGGGCCGCUGCGUUCGAGGUCGUCGAGGGCUUGUUGAGCAUUAAGAUUGGGGAGUAUCCCGAGGCGAAGUUGACGACGGGGGAUGUGGCGUUUAUUCCCAAGGGGACCGAGUUUCAGUAUUGGAGUGAGGUUGCGUUGACCAAGGUGUUGUUUGUCAGUGCGGGGAAGAAGGGCGUUGAUCAGCAGUUGAUUAAUGCUGGGAAGAAGUGGGAGUAUCCUGCCUUCCCCCGUUACUGA